CCUGAACGAUAAUAAACUGGGGGAUUCAGGAGUGAAACUGGUGUCUGCGGCUCUGAGGAACCCGGAGUGUAAAAUACAGAGACUGUGGCUGGGGAAUGUCGGUCUCACAGAUUCUGGUGUCGAGGAUCUCGCCUCCGUUCUCAAUACAAAACCAUCACUGACGGAUCUGGACCUGAGUUUUAAUAAACUGGGAGAUUCAGGAGUGAAACUGGUGUCUGCGGCUCUGAGGAACCCUGAGUGUAAAAUACAGACACUGUGGCUGUACAAAGUCGGUCUCACAGAUUCUGGUGCCGAGGAUCUCGUCUCCGCUCUCAGUACAAAACCAUCACUGACGGGGCUGAACCUGAGUGAAAAUAAACUGGGAGAUUCAGGAGUGAAACUGGUAUCUGCGGCUCUGAGGAACCCGGAGUGUAAAAUACAGAGACUGGAGCUGUACAAUGUCGGUCUCACAGAUUCUCGUGCCGAGGAUCUCGUCUCCGGUCUCAGUACAAACCCAUCACUGACGGGGCUGAACCUAAGUGGUAAUAAACUGGGAGAUUCAGGAGUGAAACUGGUGUCUGCGGCUCUGAGGAACCCGGAGUGUAAAAUACAGAGACUGGGGUUGAACCGUGUCGGUCUCACAGAUUCUGGUGCCGAGGAUCUCGUCUCCGCUCUCAGUACAAAACCAUCACUGACGGAUCUGGACCUGAGAUCAAACUCUCUGACAGACCGAUCUGUCCCCGCUCUCCGCCGCCUCAUACUGACCCUCCCGAGUCUGGAGCGGAUCCGGCUGGGUAUGAAUCGGUUCAGUGAGACCGGGAUGAAGGAACUGAGAUCUCUACAGGGAGUCAGACCCGGACUGAGAGUAGAUCUGUGAACAUCUGAAUGUGGAGAAUCGGUUCAGUGAGACCGGGAUGAAGGAACUGAGAUCUCUACAGGAACCCAGACCCGGACUGAGAGUGGAUCUGUGAACAUCUGAAUGUGGGGAAUCGGUUCAGUGAGACCGGGAUGAAGGAACUGAGAUCUCUACAGGAACCCAGACCCGGACUGAUGGUGGAUCUGUGAUCAUCUGAAUGUGGUGAAUCGGUUCAGUGAGACCGGGAUGAAGGAACUGAGAUCUCUACAGGAACCCAGACCCGGACUGAUGGUGGAUCUGUGAACAUCUGAAUGUGGAGAAUCGGUUCCGUGAGACCGGGAUGAAGGAACUGAGAUCUCUACAGGAACCCAGACCCGGACUGAGAGUGGAUCUGUGAACAUCUGAAUGUGGGGAAUCGGUUCAGUGAGACCGGGAUGAAGGAACUGAGAUCUCUACAGGAACCCAGACCCGGACUGAUGGUGGAUCUGUGAACAUCUGAAUGUGGGGAAUCGGUUCAGUGAGACCGGGAUGAAGGAACUGAGAUCUCUACAGGAACCCAGACCCGGACUGAGAGUGGAUCUGAGAACAUCUGAAUGUGGGGAAUCGGUUCAGUGAGACCGGGAUGAAGGAACUGAGAUCUCUACAGGAACCCAGACCCGGACUGAUGGUGGAUCUGUGAACAUCUGAAUGUGGUGAAUCGGUUCAGUGAGACCGGGAUGAAGGAACUGAGAUCUCUACAGGAACCCAGACCCGGACUGAUGGUGGAUCUGUGAACAUCUGAAUGUGGGGAAUCGGUUCAGUGAGACCGGGAUGAAGGAACUGAGAUCUCUACAGGAACCCAGACCCGGACUGAUGGUGGAUCUGUGGGUUGGGGACAUUUGGCCGACUCCCCGCCCUCCCCUUUAACUCCCGCCCUUACCUUUAACGGCCGCGCGCCGGGACUGAUUCCCAAUGGUUUUAACGGAACCGGCUCGGGCCUCGCGCUGUGUGCGUCGCUCGCAGCGGUCCCGCAGUGACGUGUUUCCGCCUGCUGUCCGGCGAGGCAGCAUCCGCCGGAAGUGCGUGUUGGAGACUCCCCACGUGGCUACCCGGGGAUUUACCCGGACAGGAAGAGCCCGGGGUCCGGGGCUCAGUCUGGGACACCGGUGUCCCGGGGUGGGGGGGGGGGGAUGGUCCCGGGAGAGAAUCCUUUUGCCCCCUUUGCUGAGGACGGAGCAUUCGGCAGCCUGGCCGAUAUAAUGAUGUUAAAUGGACAAAUCCCUCGGCAGUGACCCUGGAUCUGCAGCGAUCCCGGUCACGGCCCCGAAGUGUGAUUUUAUAAUCAGUUUUAUAAUUUUAUAAUCAGUUCCCCGAUGCAGAGUGACGGUGAGAAACGGGACUGGUUAUUAUUCAACCGGUCACCCCUUGUCGCCGGUCAGUUAAU
Hypanus sabinus (Atlantic stingray) is the source of this 2258-nucleotide messenger RNA. RefSeq names its product NACHT, LRR and PYD domains-containing protein 3-like. Lineage: Eukaryota; Metazoa; Chordata; Chondrichthyes; Myliobatiformes; Dasyatidae. Gene Ontology annotation, molecular function: protein binding. The record is from RefSeq and is a predicted model, not a curated record. The annotation marks the transcript as partial. The transcript has 6 exons.